Molecule: messenger RNA, 2343 nt
Organism: Salvia hispanica
Lineage: Eukaryota; Viridiplantae; Streptophyta; Magnoliopsida; Lamiales; Lamiaceae
Product: magnesium/proton exchanger-like
Biological process (GO): transmembrane transport; metal ion transport
Cellular component (GO): membrane
Source: RefSeq, a predicted model, not a curated record
AUUAACCUAGUCACCUGAUUUAAAGAGAGUGAAGUCACAUGUUAUAUACAUAUAGAGAAUCGAUAUGGAAUUCAGAUAGCUAUAUCAGUCCAUGCACGUUUGCUUCCCAAACUCCACAUUCCACUUAAAUAAGUACUCCUCUUCUCAUUCCCCUAUAUUCUUCCACCCGCCGAUUUUCAGAUCCUCUCGCCGCGAAUCCGCCCCAAGUCUCCGUUUUCCGGUGUCGCCGCUUUUUAGUUUUCGCUAUUCUUCCGUCGUCUGACCCUGUGUUUUUUUUCGCUUCCCCAAAAAUUCUGGGAUUUCGGCGCGCAAUUGCAUUUGCUGUUUGUUGAUUUGCGCAAUAAUUGGGCUCUUUGAAGACGAAUGGGCACAGUCAAACUGAACGUAUGAGUUUGACUGGUGGACUGGUGGUGGGGCCCUGUCUAUUGAAGGCCGUCGAUCUAUGAUCUGAUAUGUAAAGCGUGCGUUUUCUGUGGCUGGUGGCGCAUUAAUUCUUUGACAGGGAGCGGUGGAGAAUCAUAUCACAAGGAUCAGUUUUUUAUACACGUUAGCUCCGGUUGUGAUCUCUCUCUUUUUUUAUGCUAUAGGUACAGUGUACACUAGGUAUUAAUGAGGAAAAGACUGAUGCUGUGAAAACUGAACUGUUUAUUCAGUUGAGAUGGCCCCGCUAAAUAGUAACAGUUCGGAGAGCAUGCAUGGAGGUUCCAAUAACUCUGGCCAUGAGAAAUGCCCUUUUUAUUUGCUUUUCCAUUUUGAGACCACGCUUGGCCUUGGUUUGAGGGGCUUCUUAUAUUUCCUGGCUCUUGCCUACUGUUUUAUUGGAUUAUCAGCUAUUACUGAUCGUUUCUUCCGUUGCAUGGAAACUGUGGUCAAGCAUUCUCGAGCUGUGGAAGAGAUAGAUCCUACUACUAAUACUAAAGUUAUUCGAAACAAAAAGGUUUGGAAUUAUGCAGUAGCUGACAUCGCGCUGUUGGCAUUUGGAACUAGUUUUCCUCAGAUUUCAUUGGCAACAAUUGAUGCCAUAAGAAAUAUUGGAGAGUUAUAUGCUGGAGGUUUAGGUCCAGGAACACUUGUUGGUUCUGCUGCUUUUGAUCUAUUUCCCAUCCAUGCCGUAUGUGUCGUUGUUCCUAAAGCUGGAGAACUAAAAAAGAUAGCAGAUAUCGGAGUAUGGCUUGUAGGGCUUUUUUGGUCUUUCUGGGCUUACAUUUGGCUAUACAUAAUACUAAAGGUGUGGACUCCAAAUGUGAUUACUCUCUGGGAAGCUCUGUUCACUGUAGGGCAAUAUGGUCUUCUGCUUACGCAUGCCUAUGCUCAAGAUAAACGUUGGCCAUUCGUUUCCUUGCCCAUGAAAAGAGAUGAAAGGCCAGAAGACUGGGUACCAGAAAAAACUCCCCGGUGCAGGAGAGGAGAUGAGGAACCUCAUAUGUACUCGGGAAUACAUGAAGGCGAUGAAGUUAGAAACAAGAAUAUAGCUGGCAUAUACUCUGUCCAUUCUGGUAACGAAGAACAAUCUCUUGAAGACAACAUUCCUCAGAAAGAUGAUUUGGCCUCCAUCUGGAAGAGGCAGUUUAUUGAUGCUGUCACGUUGGAGACAGCAGAAUCAAGGAAAUUAAACAGUCCAUGCCUCUCCCUUGUAAAGGCCUUUUGGAAGCUGCUCAUUGCACCAUGGAAAUUACUGUUCGCAUUUGUGCCUCCGUAUCAGAUUGCCCACGGAUGGAUUGCAUUUCUUUUCUCUCUAGCUUUCAUUGCUGGGAUAGCUUAUGUUGUGACAAAGCUCACAGAUCUAAUAAGCUGUGUCACAGGUAUUCCUCCAUACACCAUUGCAUUAACAGCUUUAGCCGCUGGAACGUCAUGGCCCGAUCUAGUUGCUAGCAAGAUUGCUGCAGAGCGGCAGAUAACAGCAGAUUCUGCCAUAGCUAACAUCACUUGCAGCAAUUCGGUGAAUAUAUAUGUUGGCAUUGGUGUGCCAUGGCUCAUCAACACGACGUACAACUACAUCGCGUAUAAGGAACCAUUAAGGAUAGAGAACGUAGGGGGGCUAAGCUUCUCCUUGCUCAUGUUCUUUGCAACGUCGGUAGGCUGUAUCGUUGUUCUGGUGUUCAGACGUCUGACGUUGGGUGCGGAGCUCGGUGGCCCGAGGCAUUGGGCGUGGAUCACUAGCAUUUAUUUUAUGAUGCUGUGGCUUAUUUUUGUUACAUUAUCAUCUUUAAGAGUUUCAGGUGUUAUUUGAGCAAGUGUAGCUCAUCCGUGGGCUAUGAAAUGCAUACUACUACUCCACUACUUUAUCAACAACAAUGUAAAAAAGGAAAUUUAUUGCAUGGAAUGCUACCCUACUUCGAUUAA